Messenger RNA from Canis lupus familiaris (dog), 4410 nucleotides. RefSeq names its product RNA binding fox-1 homolog 1 (gene RBFOX1). The coding region runs from base 88 to 1752 and encodes 554 amino acids. Gene Ontology annotation, molecular function: mRNA binding. The record is from RefSeq and is a predicted model, not a curated record. The transcript is spliced from 19 exons. Gene Ontology annotation, biological process: nervous system development; regulation of alternative mRNA splicing, via spliceosome. NCBI's taxonomy places the organism in Eukaryota, Metazoa, Chordata, Mammalia, Carnivora, Canidae. Gene Ontology annotation, cellular component: nucleus; cytoplasm.
GCCCGCUCUCCCACCGACAGGCCGCUGGGUUCGGGAGCCUGCUGGGUCCUUUCUCUUCCCCAAGUGCAGGCACAGCCCCCUGGAGCCAUGGCCAGCCCUUCUGGCAGCCCCGAAGACUCGGGCAAGCUCAGAGGCAGGGAUGGCCGGCAGAGGCGGGAGGAGGAGGAUGCCCCUCCGGAGGAGAAGAGAUUGAAGCUGGGGCUGGAGGGAGGAAGCGCAGCGCAGGAGGAAGGAGAAGACGCGCCACGUCUGGGCAGGGAAGAGACCGGCACCCAGACAGGUGGCGAAGGCAGAGGUGAUUUACUGUCCCUGCCGUAUGACCUGGUCGAGAGUCAGGACUACAAAUGUGAGAACUCUGCCCUCCUCUCCAGUGCCAGGAACAGUCCACAAGACUCAGUUUUGACAAGCCUGGCUGCCAGCAAAGCUGAGGAAACUGCUCAAAGAACUCAUGCCAGUGGAACUUACAGCUUCCUUGAUCGGACUCAGCAUUCAGAUAUCAAAACAGACUGCAAUACCUGUGUGGAAAUAGAGGACAGAAAGGUUUCAAGACAACAGAUGAAUUGUGAAAGAGAGCAGCUAAGGGGUAAUCAAGAAGCAGCAGCUGCCCCAGACACAAUGGCUCAGCCUUACGCGUCGGCCCAGUUUGCACCCCCCCAGAACGGCAUCCCCGCGGAGUACACGGCCCCUCACCCCCACCCCGCUCCGGAGUACACGGGCCAGACCACCGUCCCCGAGCACACGUUAAACCUGUACCCUCCCGCCCAGACACACUCGGAGCAGAGCGCCGCGGACACCAGCGCGCAGACCGUGUCCGGCACCGCCACACAGACAGAUGACGCGGCACCAACGGAUGGCCAGCCCCAGACACAACCUUCUGAAAACACAGAAAACAAGUCCCAGCCCAAGCGGCUGCACGUCUCCAACAUCCCCUUCAGGUUCCGGGAUCCGGACCUCCGACAAAUGUUUGGUCAAUUUGGUAAAAUCUUAGAUGUUGAAAUUAUUUUUAAUGAGCGAGGCUCAAAGGGAUUUGGUUUCGUAACUUUCGAAAAUAGUGCCGAUGCGGACAGGGCGAGGGAGAAAUUACACGGCACCGUGGUAGAGGGCCGUAAAAUCGAGGUAAAUAAUGCCACAGCACGUGUAAUGACAAAUAAAAAGACUGUCAACCCUUAUACAAAUGGCUGGAAAUUGAAUCCAGUUGUGGGUGCGGUCUACAGCCCCGAAUUCUAUGCAGGCACCGUGCUGUUGUGCCAGGCAAACCAGGAGGGAUCUUCCAUGUACAGUGCCCCCAGUUCACUUGUAUAUACUUCCGCAAUGCCCGGCUUCCCGUAUCCAGCUGCCACCGCCGCGGCCGCCUACCGAGGGGCCCACCUGCGAGGCCGCGGCCGCACCGUGUACAACACCUUCCGGGCCGCGGCGCCCCCACCCCCGAUCCCGGCCUACGGCGGAGUAGUGUAUCAAGAGCCUGUGUAUGGCAAUAAAUUGCUGCAGGGUGGUUAUGCUGCAUACCGCUACGCCCAGCCAACCCCUGCCACUGCCGCUGCCUACAGUGACAGUUACGGACGAGUUUAUGCUGCCGACCCCUACCACCACACACUUGCUCCAGCCCCCACCUACAGCGUUGGUGCCAUGAAUGCUUUUGCACCCUUGACUGAUGCCAAGACUAGGAGCCAUGCUGAUGAUGUGGGUCUCGUUCUUUCUUCAUUGCAGGCUAGUAUAUACCGAGGGGGAUACAACCGUUUUGCUCCAUACUAAAUGACAAAACCAUUAAAACCUUCCAAUGUGGGGAGAGAGGAAGCUUUCCGAGGCCUGGGUAUUGCAAUACAUGCAGUAGUACAUCAUUUUAGCAGCUCUAAAAAUUAAAAAAGAGGAAAAAAAUUACAUUUUUUAUCUUAUACCUCAGAUAUUUUGUUCUGUGUAUUUUAAUAUUGUGGGUCUUUAAUUUCUGAAGGUUCCGUAGUUUGGUUGCUGGCUGUAGGAGUUUUUGUGGUUGAAAUAGAGAGACGCUAGCUAUGAAUAAAAACUGGUUUAGGGCCAUAUCCAGAGUGCUAUAUCAUGUAAAUGAAUUAUAUAUGCUGAAUCUUAAGCUACUGGGGUUAUCAGCUGUCUGGGAAGAGUGUAAGUGACUACAAUAGUCAUUUUUUUCUGCAUCUGCAUUAUUUUAUUUUACGAGCGGGGAAGGGGUGGGAGGGUCUUAGGGGAUGGGGACCGGGAUUUGGGCUAAAAGGAAACAUAAACUAGUAACUGAUGAAUCCAAACGACCCACUGCACCAACAAUCAUAUAUCAGCGGUUCUAAGUUACUCAUUGAGUUCAAGCCAAAGGUUAUGUUGUUAAGGGGGUGCUUCUCGAAGCACUUUGUGCAUCCAAGUUGAAUGAAGCUGUGCAAACCCACCCUUUAAAACCAUUCCACCUGGCAGUAUUCAGCUUCUUAACCAGCCGCUAGUUAUUUAGGCAAAAACUGCUAGUUAGGCCAUCAACAAGCAUUCUUUUUAUAUUUCUUCCAGUAUAAUAAAUUAUUGAUAUCAUUGCUGACUUUUAUAUUAUGGGAGGGAAAAAAAUAACAUUAAUAAAAAGGUGAUAAAAAGCACUGUUUCUAUUUUUUUCUUUUUUUCCAAAAAAAGAAAGUAAUAAAAACUUAAAUUCUUUGUACCAGUUAAAAAAAAAUGUAUAAAAUUUACAUCUGUGCAGUGGAGUUGUUAAGUUCUAGAAACAGUCUAUGAAGCUUUAGUUUUAGCCUAGUAGAACAACUGUUAGAGACAGAUGUAUAAUUUUUAUGGAAUUACAUGAUAAUCAUAUUCGGAUUUAUAGAAGCAUUUUACAAGUAUUGCAAUCAUUGAGUAGAGAUAAUCAUGGUAUUUUCAUCAGCUUGGUAAUUUUUGAAACAUGACUGUGUUGUGUGAGCAAUCUGCAAUUUUUCCGCCUGUGAGAGCCUGCCCUCCUCCUCUUCCUCGUCCCCAAGGAUUCUCUCAAACCAGUAUCUUUAGUUCUGUCUCCGAGGCCCAGGACACUUGUCAGAAGGAAGCAGAAAAACAAAACAAAACAAAAAAACAGUAGGUUCCACCCUCUUCAUCCCCGAAGAACUACGUCCCCCACUUCGGCAGCAGGGCCAGAGCGACACAGCCGAAAAAUUGCAGUUUGUCUGUACUUCUUCUGUUUGAACUCUUUCCAUGUUGUCCUGUUUACAAGUUAACCUAAGUUGGGGUAUCUGUCACGGGUCUUCCUGUUUUUGUAUUGAAAUAAAAAACAAAACAGCGGCCAGCCGCCUCCCGUAGUUCUGCCAUAGGUCAAUCUUCCGUGUGUUUGUGCAGUGCGGAGCCCUACCGCCCGCACUCCAGUAAAUUCUCAGCUCACCGCUGUGAACCCGCCAAUCCGCUGUAACAACUCUGCUUUAAAAAAACAAAACCAAACAAAACUUAAAAAAAAAAAAAAAGUGUUUGUGAUCCAGCUUUCUCUUGUCAUCCUAUGUGCAUGCAGUAAGAUCGGUUGGAUAUUAAACCAUCAAUAAAGUUUCACAAGAUUUGAAAACAAAGUUUCUGUAGCUUCGAUAUCUAAGACAGAUUCUCGUUAUCUGGAGAGGAGGAGAGAAGGGGGAGGGGGAAAUGCUUAGCAGCCAGAAGCAUGUCAAAUGUUCUUUUUGGCAGGUUGACUGGGGUGGACGAGGGAGGGGCCAGGGGGUGUUUUAUAGCAUCACGGAGACAUUCUCAUUCCCCCACCUGGAGAACAGUGCUAGGACACUGGGUGCCCGGUUGAUAUUUGUAAAAAACAAAACAAAACGAAACAAAACAAAAAACAAAACACUUGAUCACAAUGCUCGGCAUCCUGCCCCCGGGGGAAGAAAGGUAGAAGGGACAGGAGCCUUGGGGAGAAUCCAAUGCUGUCUCCCCAUUGCCUCCGAUGUCAAAAAUCCAGAAUUUGCAUUGUAUUUGGAAUCACAAACAUAGAAUUCUUACUGUGUUGGUUAAAGUAAAAUUAAUUUGCAGUUUUGAUUUUCAUCAAUGAGCUGUACUUUCCCCCAUGACUGUAUGUAGUUUUAAUAAAAUCAUUUAGAGCAAGUGAGUGCCACAUGAUGUUGCAAAACCUUUUGUCUGGGCACUCCGCCAAGAUGCCAAUAAGUCAUUUUAAAAUGUAUGUCAGAGAUGUAAACAAACAUUUUGGAUUUUUUUAAACAGUAUUUAUUUGGAAUGUUUUCAUUUAUCUAAAUAACUAUUGCUAUUAUGAAUUAUGGAAAAAAAAGAUUAAUAUCAUGUGUGGCAUAUAGUGACUUCUUAACACACACAUCACGCAAUCUGCAAACCCAGAAAAUGUGUAUAUCUGUCUUUAGAAAUUAGUGUUUAUAUCACUUACAGUGGUUUGUGAAUAAAGAAAAACUGGUUUGUAAUAUCAAAAAAAUAAAAGCUUAGUCUGAAAAGGUA